Molecule: messenger RNA, 1847 nt
Organism: Culex pipiens pallens (northern house mosquito)
Lineage: Eukaryota; Metazoa; Arthropoda; Insecta; Diptera; Culicidae
Exons: 1
Coding region: 145-1638 (497 amino acids)
Source: RefSeq, a predicted model, not a curated record
AAUCGUCUAUAUUUAUUUUUACUGUUUGUUCAACUGAAGACAUCAUCUUGUUAUAAUCGUCAUGCUGUAGGUGCAAAUGUUCUGCAUGCACUAUCAUUAUCAGUUGGAGACUUUAAAGUAUCGGUUGUCGUGUUUGAAAUCACAAUGAAAACUAUAGUCGUUCUACUUGCAAUAUUAAUGUCACUCGUUAAAUCUAGUCCAAAACGAGGCAUUACACAACAUGCUAAAAUAUUGAGUGUACCCGGGCGAGUUUCGAACUGUAAAUGUAACCUUGUUGCCAAUUCUGAUUAUAUUUUGCAAAAUUUGGAAAUUUUACGAACAUCAGCACGGGAGUUGGAAAAAGCUUCAGAGUACAACCACAUUGCGGCAGGUGUCCAUGCGCCUAUACGAGGAAUGGUCGAUUCAGGAUCGAUCAUUUAUACUGCAUUGAAAAAUCUGCCGAAAUCUUCAUCUGGAAAUAUUCAGGUUUUGUCCAGGAAUGUUGCAGCAACGAUUCAGCAGACUAAAGUUGAAAGGAAUGAACACAUGAUAAAGCUGCAGCAGGUGAGAGAAAUACUGGGCAAUAGAAAUUAUAAAAUUGUAAGAAACACCCACAGUAAAUUUAUGGCGACUCUAGAUGAAAUCGCGAUAGAAAAUAACUAUUUAAUGGAUGAUAUGUCUACAAACAGAGCUUCGAAUAACAUAGCAAUGUUGAAGAUGAACGAAAUAGUGAAAAACUACGGUGUUGUUCUUGAAGAAUCUGUUCCUAAACUUGAAUCUGUAAUGAAAAGUGUUGUGUCACUCGAGGUGUCACCGGAUCUCUCAACUACAGGGAUACGGAGAGCUUUCAAUAAAGAACGUGAAUCUCUCAGAAGCAAUCUGCUUCGCGUUCGACCUUAUAUUGAAACCAAUGUGAUAGCCAACGUGCAAGCAAAUUUUCGCGAUGUUGAGAGCAAAAUUACAACGCAGGGCGAGACCGUUGUGACACAACUGCAACAGUUUUAUGAAAAAGUAAACUGUGGAUGCGUUCAAGAGACUAUAUCGAUCGUCCAGAGCAUUUCAGAGUCCGUUACUAAAAAUGUCAACAAGUUCAUUGAGCAAGCAGAAAGAAUUGUGGUAAGAGAAAAUUAUACGCAUGUAUUAAUGAACGAAAGUGAAGAGUUGGUUGUUAGUUUAUCAAAAAACCUUACUCGUGGUAUAUCUCAGGGAUAUAUUCAAGAAUCAUGCCUAACCAAGUAUCAGCGUGAAUUUGACAAAAUUUCUCAAACGGUUUAUAGCCAAUCUACUACAUGUGUUUGGGAUACAGUGUUUGAUUUGAAAGAAGUAGCUACGAAUUUAAACUGUGCAUUUCGAUUGGCACUUAUAGACCUGAAACAUGAAUUUACAUCUGUAGAAAAGUGUGUUUCAAUACUAACCAAGGAUACGACACAAAUGGCCCUAUUUCAAGCGGUUGAAUGCAUACAACGUGCGAGAGAUUAUCUAACAGCACGUCGAGUAUAUGUAGAUCAAAUGACUACCUAUCAAACGGUGUUUAGGAAAGAGGUGACCUAUAGUGCUUCGCGAUACGACUUUUGUUUAAACUCCACUUCUGCCCAAGUUGGUGCUCAGGUAACAUAUUUGAGCAAUGCAAUCACCGAGUGUGGAAAUGGGCAGUCUUAGGAGUUGUAACAGUUGUAUUUUAUUUUAAAGAAUUUUAGUUAAAAUAAUCGAGACUUUUAUCUAUAAGGGUCUGAUAAAUUAGUUCUACCCACAAUACCGAUAGUUAAAUUGCUCAGAAAAAGGACCAAUCCACAAGGUUAAUCCCCUAGAGCUGUCCCACUUUUGUAUGCAAUAAAAAGAUAAGCAAAAAACCAACCUCAAUCCCUCAG